AUGCCCCUAAGGGCCCUACCGAUUCCGCCCAUCCAACCCGACGGGGCUCCCCGGAUGGUUUAUACGCACCAGCCCUUUUAUACUGCCGACCUAGUAACCUGGUCAAAUCAAAUGCCCUCUCUAAGGGAUGACCCAGAUAAAUGCCAUCGCCAGAUCAGCGCCAUCUUUUCCACUCACAACCCCACUUGGCCAGAUGUCCACGUUCUUUUAAACGCCCUAUUCAAUGAAGCUGAAAAGGCGGACAUUCUGACCAAAGCCGGAGAGGCCAUAGAGUCACCGGACUACCAGAGGGGACGUCCCGCGGCAUUAGCGGCCCUCUCAGCCCAGUGCCUGCGUAUAGAACCUACAUGGGACUACAAUACCACCAACGGGAUUUGGUGCUUAAAUCUAUUUAAAAGGGCUAUCUUAGACGGUGUAAAAGCCGCUGGACAGCGUACUGUCAACUGGACCAAGGUCCAAACUGUACUACAGGGACCAAAUGAACAUCCAUCGGAUUAUUACACUAGACUGGUCUCCGCCAUCAAGACCUGGGGAGGGAUAGACCCGGAGAACCCCCAACAUGAAGUAAUCGUUAAGGGUUUCUUCAAAGACCAGGCCAGCCCAGAUAUAAGAAAAGCCCUGAAUCUCCAAAUAGGAUAUGAUGGGAAGAGCGUUAGCGAAAUCUUAUCCAUCGCCAAAUCAGUUUAUAACUCUCGGGAUGAAAGGAAACGAAAGGAAGCAAAACCUGAGACUGAACACAUCUUAGCGCUGAGCAUGGAGCCUAACUCCAGCCGGGGCAGAAGUUUUAACCGAGGAAGAGGGGGCCGGGGAGGAGGACCCCCCGCUCCCCACAGACCAUGGGGACCCAACACCGGAGGAUGCUAUUACUGCCAAGAAGAGGGACACAUAAAGAGGUUUUGCCCCUACCUAAACCCCACAACCUAUGGAGUACAAGGCUCUAAACCCUUUCCGGCUCAGACCAAUUAUCCUCCUUUCCCGAUGCGCCCACAUUCCAACAUAACCCAGGGAUAUGGCAACCAACAACCCACUAUGCAAGCACCUCCAAACCACCGACCUCAACCGGGCACACAGGUUCAAAUGCCCGCUAUGACUCCAGCCACUCAUUCUUGGGCAAAUGCCACCGCUCCUCCCUUACACCCCCAACCAGCCACCUCCUGAAGAUCAAGACACAUACUGACAAUUAAAGGGAAUCUCAGUCCGGCCCAAGCCAUCUACCCUGUCCUAGCAUUAUCGCCAGAUGACCCUAUCUGCACGAUUGAGAUCGAUGGCCACCCCUAUCGAUGUUUAUUAGAUACGGGAGCUACGUACUCGACCCUGACUAGCAGCCACCUAGAACCCGGGUCAGAAACCAAGAAAGUUAUGGGACUGGACGGGAUACCCCGCACUUGCCCUCUCUCACAACCGGCCAAAGUCACCCUCGGACCCUUAUUGGCGGAACACACCUUCCUCCUAACGAGCAGCCCAGUGAAUCUCCUUGGCAGAGACCUACUCUGCAAACUCAAUGCCACCAUAAAAUGUUCUGAAGAUGGCAUCUACCUGUACAUGCCCGAAGACUCUGUCCCUGCCUUUCAAGGCAUGGUAUUAGAGGAAAAAUUAGAUCGCCAGUUUCCCGAACUUCCCCCAGAACUAGAGAAUGAAUUACCCCCUUCACUGUGGGGCACGGAAUCAACUUCUGUAGGAUUGCUAUUAUCUGCCACCCCGGUAAGGAUUACCUAUAGAACUGAUCGGCCCUUCCCUUGCACCAAGCAAUACCCUCUACCCAAAGAAGCAAUCGACGGACUGACACCUAUGAUAGAAGAUUUCCUCAGCAAAGGGAUCCUUGUUCCCUGUGCGUCACCUUGUAACACCCCAGUGCUCCCCAUAAAGAAACCCUCCACAGAAGGAGCCCCAGUCCGGUACCGUUUUGUCCAAGACCUAAGACUGGUAAACCAAUUCGUAAUACCCCGCCACCCAGUCGUGGGCAACCCUAACUCCCUCUUAAAUGCCAUCCCGGCGGGAACAACCUGGUACUCUGCAGCGGAUCUAUGCUCCGCCUUCUUCAGUAUACCCUUGGACCCCGCCAGCCAAUUCCUUUUUGCAUUUACCUGGGGACCCAGCCAGCUAACUUGGACAAGGCUGCCCCAAGGCUACGUAGAAUCACCCGCGAUCUUUUCCGCCAUAUUACACCAGGACCUACAGGACGUGUGCCUGCCUGCUAACUCCGCCCUCCUUCUCUACGUAGAUGAUAUUUUAUUGUGCUCUACUAGUGAAGAGGCAUGCAAAUUAGACACCAAAUAUCUCCUCUCAGAACUAGCCCGGAAAGGACACAAGGUGUCCCCUAAGAAGUUACAAUAUUGUAAACAGGAAGUAAAAUACCUCGGACACAUCCUAGGAGUGGGUACCCGAAGCCUAGCCACCGACAGAAUCGAGGCCGUUACCAGAAUUCCCCUCCCUAAGACUAAGCGGCAAUUACGCGGCUUCCUUGGUAUGGCAGGCUUCUGCCGAGCAUGGAUUGCCGGCUAUAGCGAAAUAACGAAGCCUUUAACCGCUAUGACCCGCCAAGACCACCCAGAUACCCUGGUCUGGGAAGAGGAAGCUUAUAAAUCCUUCGAACGCUUAAAAAGAGAAUUACGGUCCGCUCCUGCUUUAGGACUGCCAGACUACCGGACUCCUUUUAACCUGUUCAUCCAUGAACAAAUGGGAGUCGCCUCAGGGUCCUAA
Messenger RNA from Podarcis lilfordi (Lilford's wall lizard), 2700 nucleotides. The record is from the annotation of a GenBank genome assembly. NCBI's taxonomy places the organism in Eukaryota, Metazoa, Chordata, Lepidosauria, Squamata, Lacertidae.